Molecule: messenger RNA, 1631 nt
Organism: Cuscuta campestris
Lineage: Eukaryota; Viridiplantae; Streptophyta; Magnoliopsida; Solanales; Convolvulaceae
Source: the annotation of a GenBank genome assembly
GUAAAUUUGCCUCUUCCAAUGUUUGGCAGAGGGGUCGAGGGAAAUUUGGGAGGGACAGUCCGCCAUUGAAACUCAGUACCCGCAUCUCGCCUCCGGCACGAAAGGGAUAAGAGAUAAUGCCAGGGUUGAGAAUUCUACAGUCACUCACUCGCCGUUCUAAGAUUAGCCAUGGAUUUCUCGAUUCCCGCCUAAGUAGGAGCUUCUCUGCUCUUCCCAACUACAUCCAGCUCGAUGAUCUCCAAGAUCAGGUUUUAGUUGAAGGGAGAGCAAAAUCAAGAGCAGCAGUACUCAAUAGACCAUCUUCCCUCAAUUCUCUCACUAGCUCUAUGGUGUCUCGGUUGAAUAGAUUGUACAACUCGUGGGAGGAGAACUCGGAAAUUGGAUUUGUUUUGAUGAAGGGAAAUAAUCUUGCUUUCUGUUCUGGAGCUGACGUUGUUAUGCUUCAUCAGUUGAUUAAUGAAGGAAAACUUGAGGAAUGCAAAAUUUUCUUCCAGUCACUUUAUAAUUUUAUCUACCUGCUAGGAACCUAUCUAAAACCACAUGUUGCUAUUUUAGACGGUAUUACAAUGGGAAGUGGGGCGGGUAUUGCAUUUCCGGGAAUGUUCCGCAUUGCAACUGAUAGAACUGUUUAUUCUUCUCCAGAAGCUCAAAUAGGGUUUCAUCCUGAUGGAGGGGCAUCAUAUUAUCUUCCUCGUCUUCCUGGCUACUUAGGUGAAUAUUUAGCUUUAACAGGAGAAAAACUUAACGGUGUGGAAAUGAUUGCAUGUGGUCUUGCAACACACUAUCUUUUAAAAGAAAGGCUUCCCUGGAUUGAAGAAAGACUUGGUAAAUUGACGACAGAUGAUCCUUCUGUUAUUGAAAGCUCUCUUGCUCAGUAUGGUGACCUUAUUUAUCCAGAUACGCAAAGCGUGCUUCACAAGUUUGAAAUGAUCGAUAAGUGCUUCAGUCCAGACACAAUUGAGGAAAUUAUUGAAGCUUUGGAGAACGAGGCAGCUGAGUCUUAUGAUGGAUGGUGCACGUCAACUCUUAAAAAGAUAAAAGCAGCCUCUCCAUUAAGCUUGAAAGUCACUUUGAAUUCAAUUAGGGAAGGGAGAUUUCAGCCACUUGACCAGUGCCUGGCUACUGAAUAUCGUGUAAGCCUGAACUGGAUUUCAAAGCACGCAUCUGGCAAUUUCUGUGAGGGCGUUCGUGCAAGACUGAUUGACAAGGAUUUUGCUCCAAAGUGGGACCCUCUGAGACUUGAGGAUGUUACAAAGGACAUGGUCGACAGCUUCUUCGCUCCCCUACCCGAGUUUGAAUCAGAACUGAACUUGCCAACAUCGGUACGAGAGCCUUUUGUUUGAUCUACAUAAACCUCUUUUGCGAAAUGUGUAAGAUGCACAACAUUAGUUUUAGAUUCACUGUGGGAAGGCAAGGAACAAACAAUUUUUUUGAACACUCAAUUUUGUGCAAAUCUGUCUGCCUGUUGAAAAUUGUCACAGCAGACACAACAAAUGUUUUUUCCAUGCUGUGUCGUUUCAUGUUUCAAUCGUUUGAUCUUUGAAUUACUCCCUCGGUUUGGAUCGAAUACAGAUGACCCAAUCAUCAUAUACUGUAUUUCUUAUUAGAGACUACAACUGGGUUGUGUUUGG